Molecule: messenger RNA, 2505 nt
Organism: Ectocarpus siliculosus
Lineage: Eukaryota; Phaeophyceae; Ectocarpales; Ectocarpaceae
Source: the annotation of a GenBank genome assembly
AUGUCGGCGACGACUCGCGCAACAAAGCCGGCCCUCUCCUUUGUCCAGCUCCAAGUGCGGCGGGAGGCCAUCCUGUCCGCGCUUAUUCUCGUCGCGGCCCCUCUUCUGCUACGGUGGUGGGCGAGGAGGGAGGCGGAGCACCACGACACGCUGGAGUGCCGCAACGUCGUGCAGACGUACCUUAUAGCGUCCAGCGGGUGGGCGUGCGCGGUGCUAGCAGCGGUAGCGGGCAAGCCAAUAUCUGCCGUUGUGCUUCAGGCGGCGUGGAGGGCGGCGGCGGCGCGGUCGCUCUGGACGUGGUCCGACCUGGGGAGGGGGCUGAUCAGGACCCCCGGCUGGCUUCACGCCUCCGUGGCAUGGUGGCGGGGGGCGGCAACCCUUCUUGCCGGCGCCGGCGCAGUGACGAGGAUCCUGGGGCUGCUCAUCGCCAUGACGGGGACUUGGACAGCGACGACCGCGGCGGGCGCAUUGUGUGCCCCGACCCUCGACUUUCUUCCCGCUGGGCUGGUGAGAUGGGCAUCUACGCCGGACGACAACUUCGGCCUCAGCGCCGCGCAGCUCGUGCUCGGGGUGGGCAUGUACGCGUGGAUAGCCUACUACGCGUGCUUCUUCCUGCCCUACCGGGUGCUGUACGAGGAGUACCAGAGCUACGAGCGCCGCACGGCACAGGUCGUGAGGGACAUGGGGAACGGCCCGGAGCAGGACGUGAUGCUGUCCACCAAGCUGGGUCCGCAGCUUCCGAGACAGCUGCUGAGACGGAUGGCGAAGAUGCCGCCAGGCGACGACCGGGAUGUACUCGAGGCGGCCGGCAUCGUGAGGCAGAAGGCGGGCUCACACACGGUCGUAAAGGCCGCGAAGAGCGUGAAGAACAAGGACGGAAAGGUGGGCGUCAAGAUGCUGGCGCUCAAGUUCGGCGACCUAAGGUACUGGGGUUCGGACCUGUUCGAGCGCUUCGAGCAGCAGUUGAGGCGGGAUAAGAAGACAGGGAGAAAGUCGCCGGACGCCCCGGGAUCGGGGCCGAACAGAGAGAACAGGAUGACCUACUCCAAGAUUCGGCGAGAGGUUAAGGUGGAGCUUGGCAAGACCGACGCGGAGAUGAACAGCGACCCCUCGCUGUCGAUGUCCAACCUCAUGACCUUCGACCCUGAUGCGGAAGACGGGGACCCUCCCGAGCUAGUCAAGCAGGAGCGACCUGGUAGCAUCGACGCCGGCGGGGAGAACCUUCGCAUGAAGAGCGGCCACGAGAAGGUGGUCACGACGGACUCGACGCCGGCCGACAUGGCGAGAGCGGCGGGCGUGCCGCCCGCCGCCGCCGCCCCCGCCGCCCCGGAGGUGGUACGCAGCACCGACAAGGUUUCGUACAAGAUCGGCGAUAGCGCGGGAAAAGCUUUGGAAGACUCCAUCCGAUCAAUGUCGUCGUCAUCGCCGCCUGGGCGGGGGGCGCCUGAGAAGAUGACACCGGCCACCGCGACGCCUGGUUUCGCAGUCUCCGAAAAGCAACAACGUCAAGUCUCGACGGGGAAGCAGGCUGACGUUGUCGCCGUCGGUGUUGAUUCGCCGCCGAAGGGGUCGAAGAGCGGUUCAGGUACCGGUUCGGGCUCGGACGAAGACUCGGGCAAGGCCAGAGGCGAGGAGCAGGUUUCCCGACGCACCGGCGCCAUCAGCGAUAAGUGCGAUGAUAUCGCAAGUUUGGCGAUGGAGUUUUCGAUGCGAUCAGGCGGCUCGUCGGCGAAAAAGAAUGCCACCGACACUUCGGCGCCGCCGCCGCCGUCGCCGCGGGGGCCGCCGCCGCCCACAGCGCGCGACCUCUCGACGGUCUCUCACAUGCAGAGCUUCGUUCUUGCUCACGAGCUGUUCUUGGAGUACUCGGUGAUCGUUUCGGACUGUUUCCCCACCCUCACGUAGCGCUGUGCUGCGGGCAUUUAUGAUUCCCUUGUGCUGCCUGCCCCUCGGGAGCCCGCGAGUUGGUAUCUACCAUAUCUUUUCCGCACGAGCCACACGUCGGGGAGGCGUUGCCGGAAGGGGGUUAACGAUGCGCCUUGACCGGUAUCUGUGCUUGAGUUCCGCUCUUUUGUCGUGAGUGAAGAUAUUCUACUGGUGGUCUCUUGCGUACGAUGGCAUAUUCCCCUUCAAACUAGUGGGGGAACGAGUGGAGGAGGGAUCUGGUUGACAACAGGCCGGGCAUCGAGGACGCCUCGGCGUUUUCCGCGGGUUGGACCAUUCGGAAGAGAUCAGGCAGGGUUGUACAGGGCGGGAACGUAAGUUGUUGAAAUCAUUCUCCUUGGCGUGGUUUAGUUUUUCAUGUCAACGUACGAAAAGGUUUUGUUUAUUUUUUUCGCAGCGUAUCACCUGAAACAGCAGGGCCAACCAUGAGGUUGCGGAACCUCGCAUCCUUGCACACUCAAAAGUACACCGUUGCGAAUUGCUGUGCAUACAAGUCUACACCGACUUCAGCCCCACGUCAUAUAUUUACAUGUAUCGAAAAGAAGUUACUUUGAUCACUCG